AUGACUGAAAAGAAUGAAAUUGUUUGGUGGCGCAAAAUGUAUUUGGAUAGCAUUAGCAAAUACCGGGAAGAGGGUCGACACAUUUAUUUUCUCGACGAAACAUGGGUGAAUGCUGGCGAUUGUACAUGGAAAACGUGGGUCGACACAACAGUACAGUCUCACCGGGAUGCAUUCUUGAAAGGUCUAUCGACAGGUGCAGUUAAUCCCUCUGGCAAAGGGAAACGACUUAUUGUACUCCAUAUCGGCUCUGAAGAUGGUUUUGUACCCGGUGGUUUGUUGUGUUUUGAAUCGAAAAAAAAUACAAGUGACUACAAUGAUGAGAUGAAUGGCGACACAUUUCGUGAAUGGAUGGAGGGCACUCUACCUCGCCUAAAACCGAACUCCGUAAUUGUUAUGGACAAUGCGUCCUACCAUUCCAUGAAAAUAGACAAAGCCCCAACAUCGAAUACACGAAAGGCAGAUAUAAUUAAGUGGUUGGAGGAUAAGGGAGAAGUGGUAGACCGAACUAUGGUUAUCCCUCAACUUUCACACAUAGUGAAACGUUUAAAACCAGCACAUAAUAGGUAUGUUAUUGAUGAACUAGCAAAAAACAGUGGUUACACAGUAUUACGACUUCCACCAUACCACUGUGAGCUUAACCCGAUUGAGCUGGCAUGGUCAUCGGUGAAGAACCAUGUUCGGAUGAACAACACAACUUACAAACUUCCGGAUGUGAAAAAAUUACUAAUAGAGGGCAUAGAUCGAGUUGACGCACAAAUGUGGAAAAAUUUUAUUAGUCACACGAAAAAAGAAGAGGUAAAAUUUUAUGAGGUCGAUAAUAUAAUAGACGAGAUGUUGUCCGCGGAGAAAGAUGAUUUGGUGAUGACUAUUACGGGGGACACAUCAUCUGAAACGGAUUCAGAUACUGAAUAA
Messenger RNA from Aphis gossypii (cotton aphid), 912 nucleotides. RefSeq lists its product as uncharacterized. Bases 1 to 912 code for a protein of 303 amino acids. Gene Ontology annotation, molecular function: nucleic acid binding. The record is from RefSeq and is a predicted model, not a curated record. Lineage: Eukaryota; Metazoa; Arthropoda; Insecta; Hemiptera; Aphididae. The transcript has a single exon.